This is a messenger RNA of Owenia fusiformis, 2081 nucleotides long. Lineage: Eukaryota; Metazoa; Annelida; Polychaeta; Sabellida; Oweniidae. The record is from the annotation of a GenBank genome assembly.
GUUCAACAGUAAAGGUUAUCUUGACCUAUUUCUGUGUUACGACACAUUUUCAUCUGUUACUGGGUAAUUCACACAGAUAACAUUUUUGUUCACUAAGUAUAACUAACAUCCGCUCGUUAAAGAAUAUGUAUAAUAGAAAAGACAAGGAGCUCUCACAAUGGGAAGAUGCGUAACCAGUCUUAUAUACCUUUUUGCAGCAAGUAAAUGUUUCGUUUCAAGUUCCUUUGAGAAUACAAAUGAUGAAAUAGUGGUUGAAACUCAACUAGGCCACGUGAGAGGUAUAGUGCAACAUGCUUUAGACAACACCAAACCAGUAUAUGCAUUCUACAGUAUACCCUAUGCAGAGCCACCUAUAGGGCGCAACAGGUUUCAACCACCAAAACCAGCUAAACCAUGGACUGGAGUAAAGGAUGCAACGAAAAUUGGUAAAUUCUGCAUACAGCAUUACGCUAUGUUUAAUGAGGCAUGUUCUUUACUGAAACUUCCUCUGAUGCAACCGGAUAAUCCAGAGUUUUAUUCAGAAGAUUGUCUAGAACUAGAUAUCUACACUCCUAAUGUCAAUGCCCAACUUCCAGUGAUGUUUUGGAUACACGGGGGAGGCUUUACCACGGGAUCUGGUCAUGUCUACAAUGGGACUGCAUUAAGUGCCCUAAAUGAUGUAGUGGUUGUUUCCAUCAACUAUAGACUCUCAUAUCUAGGAUUCUUGAGUACAGGAGACAAACUACUGCCUGGCAACAUGGGACUCAAAGAUCAAGUUGAGGCACUCAAAUGGGUAAAGCAAAACAUCCGUGCUUUUGGUGGAGAUCCAGACAGAGUGACAAUAUUUGGCGAAAGUGCAGGUUCAUGGAGUGUAGCUUCACAUCUCGUGUCACCAAUGAGCAAAGAUCUGUUCAAGUAUGCCAUCCUACAGAGUGGGUCCAUUCUCUCUGAUAAAGUUACUAACGAAAACCCAGCAGAGAAUUUCAAUGAAAUAGCAGAAUCUUUAGAAUGCACCAAUGGUACUAGAAAUGACCUAAUAGAAUGUGUGCGGCAGACACCUGUUGACGACAUUGAGAAAGCCAUUGCUACAUUAGGUCCUCUCAUGAAAUUUGAUUGGGUCUCAGUUGAUGGAGAGUUCUUCCCCAAACAUCCAAAAUAUCUUUACGAUGAAGCGGAUUUCAGUGACACUGUGAUACUCAUUGGAACUACAGAACACGAAACACAUAUUUCUCUUUCACUUUGGUCUCAUGAUGGAAAAUAUAACUACGAAACGUUUCUUGAAGAAAUAAAGUUUCUAAAUGGAGCGUAUUGUCAACAGGAUACAGUGAGUUUAGAGAAUUUGAAUAAGAUUGCAAAUUUCUACUUGGACAAUGAUAUAUCUGAGAUUGAUGAGAAAACCUACAAUGCAAAAGCCCUCGAGAUUACAACUGACUUCACCAUGGAAUUUCCUGUUCUAAAUUUGACAAAUACUGUAGUAGAACGCGGUGGAAAAGCAUUUCUGUACAUAUUUUCCCACAUUCCUGAGUAUAUGGAUGCCCAUAGGUCGAGACGUGUUUCUACACACACCGAUGACAUUUUCUUUACGUUUGGCUUUGGCUUUAUGGAGCUAGACACAUGGUUUAAACAGCUAGAAGUCACGUAUUCGGAAAAAGAGACAAUAUUUGCUCGUCAAAUGAUGAAAUAUUGGGUCAACUUUGCAACAUAUGGUGACCCUAACAGUGACGACUUGUCACACUGGCCAAAAUACAGUCUGGACAAUGAAGAGUAUGCUAUACUCAAAGAACAGCCAACUGUUGGUAAACUAUUUCGCAAGGAAAAGUUCCAAUUUUGGAAGGACUUCAUGCAGAGUAUUCAGGAUAAUCGACAAAAAUAUGGCAGUAAGAGGGAUGAACUUUGAAAUAUUCGAUCGCCGUGAAUAGCCGUAUCUGGCUAUUUUAGCCCAUACAGAACCCUUCUAAGAAUUUAUCUUUUAUUGUUUUUAUGAUGACAAUACAACCCCCCCCCCCCUUUGCCUGUAUUGAACUAUUAUACAGGUCAUUGUACCAAGUGAGGAAAACUGGCAGGCAGAAUUACGGUUAUCAAGUUACGUUAUAGUUUGCAUU